This is a messenger RNA of Zophobas morio, 996 nucleotides long. RefSeq names its product protein zerknuellt 2-like. The record is from RefSeq and is a predicted model, not a curated record. Gene Ontology annotation, cellular component: nucleus. Gene Ontology annotation, biological process: regulation of transcription by RNA polymerase II. NCBI's taxonomy places the organism in Eukaryota, Metazoa, Arthropoda, Insecta, Coleoptera, Tenebrionidae. The transcript is spliced from 3 exons. The coding region runs from base 1 to 996 and encodes 331 amino acids. Gene Ontology annotation, molecular function: RNA polymerase II cis-regulatory region sequence-specific DNA binding; DNA-binding transcription factor activity, RNA polymerase II-specific.
AUGGCCAUGUCUGGAUUUCCGUACGGCGGAGACUUCGUCAGCAAUUCCAUUAUUCCCAAUUUCAACGCUUUGAUACCAACACGUCGAAAUUACGCACCAGAGGAAAACAACCUGGGUGCUGGUACUCCUGGUGUCGGAAACUACAGCUUUUACCCCGAACAAACCAAUCAGAUGGUACCCGCUCCUGACUGGAGUUAUGCGUCUCAGCAAUACAAUCUGCCCAUCUACCAACAGCCGAGCACCAGCCAGGCCACUACAAGUGCCGUCCAACAGGAAACUCAGCAAACUAAGUUUACUCCGAAAAGGGCUCGCACGGCAUAUACCUCGCAGCAACUUUUAGAACUUGAAAAAGAAUUCAUUAGAGGUAAAUAUCUCACGAGACCGCGAAGGAUUCAUCUGGCGGAGAGACUAAAAUUGUCGGAACGACAGGUGAAGAUCUGGUUUCAGAAUAGAAGGAUGAAAUUUAAGAAAGAAUCUGGUCGAGCUGCGUCGCCUCAAAGUGUGAACACUGAUAUGGCGGGAGAAACAACAGAAUCAGAGAAUUUGGGAACUUUACCGGCACAACUGAACCCCAAUGAAAUUUCACCUGCUACCAUACAAGUACCUCAUGUUCCUCGACAUUUAGUUGAAGCGUCAAUGCAGUACUCACUUCCCACUGCAAAUGGUCAAAACCCAAUCAAACGAGAAGAUCAACAGUACCAGUUUCCGAUCACCCCAGAGCCGUCCCCAGAGCAAAUUUCGUUCAACAACUUUAAUGGCACUGGUGACCAGAUUCAACCGACUAAUGAUGUGUACCCUUAUGCUAACCUAAUGAACAUCCAGUUAAGUGAUUUUUCAUCCUAUCCUUACACGCAAUUGAUUACGUCUACUGAUGGUAGUGCGAACGGUCAAUUGUAUGAACGGUAUAACCAGCUUCCGCAGAUGCUGGAACAGAAUCCAGUGUGGCACGGUCAGCAGGAUGUGGCCAAUGGAUCAGCAUCGUUCACUAAUUUAUAA